Molecule: messenger RNA, 1575 nt
Organism: Lineus longissimus
Lineage: Eukaryota; Metazoa; Nemertea; Pilidiophora; Heteronemertea; Lineidae
Product: UDP-glucuronosyltransferase 1A10-like
Exons: 1
Coding region: 1-1575 (524 amino acids)
Molecular function (GO): UDP-glycosyltransferase activity
Source: RefSeq, a predicted model, not a curated record
AUGGAAUGUUUACCAUAUUUCGAACGGACCUUAAUAGCGUUUCUCCUUGUCAUUUUCCUUGCUCACCUCAUAAAGGUGGCCGAGUCGAAGAAGGUUCUGUUCUUACCAGCGUCUGCAGCCAGCCACCUCAUGCAAAUGGACUCACUUGCAGUAGGUCUAGUGGCACGUGGUUACGAAGUGGUCACCAUAUUGAAUUCCCGGACAAAGACUGCUAAGGGUAUCGUGAGCUCAAAUGUAAAGGUAAUUGAAUUCGAUUCCGGAGUCGAGCCAACGUUCCAAACUAGGGUGUACCAGGAGAUGACAUUAGCCCCCGAAUUGACGGACUUGGGACUUUUGGAGAAAAUAAAACUGAUGUCGAAGAAGUCUGCCUUGUCCCAGUCCGAAUGCAGAGGAGCCUUUUUGGACAGGAACCUGCACAGGACUCUUGAGAGGGAAAAGUUUGACUUCGUUGUGGUAGAUGCUAUCAUGAGGUGCUACAUCAUAAUUCCUUAUAAACUGGGUGUACCAUUCGGAGUGUUUAGUUCGUUUCUUAUGCCAGAUAUCCCGCAUGCGGCGCUGCAGUCGCCCUUUCUUGUUCGUGGACCCCUGGAUGAUAAGGUAUCAUAUGGAGACCACCCGUCACUUCUUAUAAAACUCGGGAAACUAUUCUUCAUAACAGGAUUUGUCAAAGGUAACGACGUGUUUGGGGAUAUUUGUGAUAUACCAAUAAAUGAGCUUCUGAGACAAACGAAACUUUGGCUGUACGACGUCAGUACAGUCCUCGCCACACCAAUGCCGGUUUCCCCAAAUGUAAUCAACGUCGGGGGUCUGAACGUCAGGAGAUCAAAAUAUCUCCCCGAGGGUGAACUAAAACAGUUUGUUGACGGCGCAACAGACGGUUUUGUCUUGGUUUCGUUUGGCAGUAUUGCUAAAUUCCUCCCGGAUAACAUCGUCAGUAUUUUGUUAGAAACGUUCAGAGAUGUGCCUUACAAAAUUGUUUGGAAAUGGGACAAAAACUCGUUGAAAACUGAUCAGGUUUUGUCAUCAAAUGUUUUUGCUGUGAAUUGGAUCCCACAAAAUGAUGUUUUGGGACAUAGAAAUAUCAAAGUCUUCGUGACUCAUUGCGGUAAUAGUGGUCAGCAUGAGGCGUUGUAUAACAGCGUCCCCAUGGUUGGGCUCCCACUUUUUGGCGACCAGAUGUUUAACUGUAAGAAAAUUGAGGGACGAUUUGGUCGCCACAUUCGUGCAAAAGAUCUCUCAAAAGAUAAACUACUGCAUCUGAUUAAGCAAGUGAUCAGUGAUCGGAAAUAUUCGGAUAAUAUAAAGAAAGCGUCGGCGAUAUUUCGUGAUCAACCAAUGGAACCCAGGGAAACUGCAGCCUACUGGAUCGAUCACGUGAUCAAAUAUGGCGCCGACCACCUCAUGAGCACGACCAUUGAAAUGUCUUGGAUUCAAAUCCUGAUGUGGGACGUACUGUUUGUUGUUUGCGUCGUUAUUUCUCUUCUCCUCUUGGUGGUAUUCCUCGUCUGUCGCUGUUUGUUCAGAAGGUGCUGUCGCAGCAAAAUCGUAAUAAAGGAAAAAGCUAAACUGUCAUAA